Messenger RNA from Benincasa hispida (wax gourd), 1932 nucleotides. Lineage: Eukaryota; Viridiplantae; Streptophyta; Magnoliopsida; Cucurbitales; Cucurbitaceae. The record is from RefSeq and is a predicted model, not a curated record.
CUAUUCUUCAGCCCCAUUUAUUUCCUUUUAAUAUUACUUCCUUUUCUAUGUUGAAGUUUGAGAUAUGGGAUUUUGAAUUUGGUAAGAAAUGGUAGAUCUGAUGUCUUAGAAGCUUACUGAUGGGAAAAUUUGGUAGGUUCUUGAGCUUGUUGUCGUAACUAUUGACUAUGUUCUAUGACUCUUUUUGGGAUUUCCCAUUUUUUCCGUGGAGAUGAUUGUGAUAGUAGAACUUAUAAUCUGGUUUUGGCUGUUCUUCGGAGACUCAGAGGAACAGCAUCUCUGUGUUGUUUUUUACUGAAAUGGCGUGAUCUUGACCCACUGUUUGAAAAACUAGUUGCUAUGAUCUGAGAUUGGUGAUUUUGAAAUGCGUGGAAUGUUUGAUAUGCAAAUGUUCAUUUGGUAACAUCUUUUCUUUGUUUCUUUCAUGAUUAGUUUAUUUCAAGUUCAAUUCAAUAUUUACUGUGGGAUCUGCAUUAAGAAUUUGCAUUUGCAUAAGAGCCAGUAAUUCUCAGGUCAAAUAAGAAAUUCUUAAGGGGAGACCUAACAGUGAAAUAUUAUUGAAGCAGACAACGCUUGGUCAACGCUUGCUUACUGAUUAUAUUAGUGACAUUUGGCUAACGCAGAAUUGUUUCUAGCUUGUGUAGUAUAUAAGCGCUUUAUUAGCGGAAAUGGUUUCUGGACGCUGGUUUAAGGCAGUAAUUCGCUUAAAGAAAGUGAAAACCAGCAGUUCAAAACAAACUAAGAGAAAAAAACUAGUUGGGAUUCAUGAUUGCGUUCUAAACUCUUGCAGUUUUGGGAAUACUUUGAUUUGGAGAAAUUGAAUGAUUUGCAAAAAGAUUCCCCAAGGUUUAAAAAUGGUGGUACUAAUGGGAACGGUAAGUCUCUUGGGAUGCCAAUUGAAGAUGUAGCUGCAGUUCGGAUUCAGACAGCAUACCGAGCAUAUUGUGCCAGGAAAAAUUUACGUCGCUUGAAAGGGGCCUUCAGACUGCAGAAUCUGACUCAAGGCAAUUCCGUUAGAAAGCAUGCUACAUCUACAUUAGGCUAUCUUCAUUCCUGGAGCAAUAUACAGGCUCAAAUUAAGGCUCGUCGACUUUGUAUGGUGACAGAGGGACGACAGAGACAAAAAAGAUUAGAAAAUCAACGAAAACUUGAGGCUAAGCUUCAUGAUAUAGAGGUGGCGUGGUGUGGGGGUGCAGACUCCAUGGACGGGAUUCUUUCUAGGAUACAUGAGAGAGAAGAAGCAGCUGUUAAACGCGAGCGUGCUAUGGCAUAUGCAUUCUCACAUCAGUGGAGAGCAAACUCCAAUGAGAUGUAUGGGUUGGGUAAGGACGAACUUGGUAAAGCUGAUUGGGGUUGGAGCUGGAAAGAACGAUGGAUAGCUGCUCGUCCGUGGGAAAGCCGUGUACCAUCUCAGUUCGUUAGUCCAAAGAAAUCUACAAUUAGGCAAUCGAGCAAAGUCAGUCAGAGAAAUUCACCAUCCCCUAAAGCACGAGUUUCGAUCAAACCACCUUCCCCAAAUGGGAAAUCAACUUCAAAGGCUCGGAGGUUGUCUUAUCCAGCAACCGAGAAACUGACUAUGGAAGAAAAAGGCGUCAAAGAAAGCAUUAAAAAUGACAAAGGGAACACUACGAAAGAAGAAACAACGUCCUAAUCGAUGCCAUUUAUAGAAUGCAAAACGUGUUCAUAUUUUUAUCAAAGAAAGCCAGAGAAAAAAAAUAAAAGAUGUAGAAGCCAUUUAUUUUCUGUAUGUCAUUUCUGAUGAUGUUCAUUCAUUGAGUGGUGUGAGGUAAUGUAUUAUUGGCAUGCAGUCUGACCCCAUGUCAUUAUUUCUUACAUUUCAUUUCCUUUUCCUUGUUAUGUAUAUUUGAAAGAAAAAGAAAGACAGUAUUACUUAAGUUAUAAUGUAUAUGAUACGAACAGUGUUAAUGAUUU